This is a messenger RNA of Electrophorus electricus (electric eel), 3038 nucleotides long. NCBI's taxonomy places the organism in Eukaryota, Metazoa, Chordata, Actinopteri, Gymnotiformes, Gymnotidae. The record is from RefSeq and is a predicted model, not a curated record.
GAUUCCGGUUGUUUUCUGGUGUCACUACGGCUGGUGAGUAGAAGUAGCGGAGGUGUAGUCGAGGAACGGACGAUAAAACCACUCAUCUUAAGAUCAAGGAUGCCAGCUCCGAUCAGACUGCGGGAGCUGAUCCGUACCAUCCGGACAGCUCGGACCCAGGCCGAGGAGCGGGAGAUGAUCCAAAAAGAAUGUGCUGCCAUCAGAUCAUCCUUCAGAGAGGAAGACAACACUUAUCGCUGUCGAAAUGUGGCAAAGUUGCUUUACAUGCACAUGUUGGGCUACCCAGCACAUUUUGGGCAGUUGGAGUGCCUGAAGCUGAUUGCAUCACAGAAGUUCACGGACAAGCGAAUAGGGUACUUGGGGGCCAUGUUGCUGUUGGAUGAGAGGCAGGAUGUCCAUCUACUCAUGACAAACUGCAUUAAGAACGAUCUAAAUCACAGUACACAGUACGUCCAGGGUUUGGCCCUGUGCACCCUGGGAUGCAUGGGUUCGUCAGAAAUGUGUCGUGACUUGGCAGGGGAAGUCGAGAAGCUCCUCAAAACAUCAAACUCUUACUUGAGGAAAAAGGCAGCGCUGUGUGCGGUUCAUGUUAUUCGCAAGGUCCCAGAGUUGAUGGAAAUGUUCCUGCCUGCAACGAAAAACCUGCUGAGUGAGAAGAAUCAUGGCGUUCUCCACACGUCUGUUGUUCUUCUCACUGAAAUGUGCGAACGAAGUCCCGACAUGCUGACUCACUUCAGAAAGAAUGAAAAGCUGGUUCCACAAUUGGUGCGAAUCCUGAAGAACCUGAUCAUGUCUGGCUACUCUCCCGAGCACGAUGUGUCUGGAAUCAGUGAUCCUUUCCUGCAGGUCCGGAUAUUGAGGCUACUGAGAAUUCUGGGAAAGAGUGAUGAUGAUUCUAGUGAAGCUAUGAACGACAUUCUUGCACAGGUUGCAACAAACACAGAAACCAGUAAAAAUGUAGGUAAUGCAAUCCUGUAUGAAACUGUUCUUACCAUUAUGGACAUCAAAUCAGAGAGUGGUUUACGGGUUUUAGCUAUUAAUAUCCUGGGACGAUUUCUUCUCAACAAUGACAAAAACAUCAGAUAUGUGGCAUUGACAUCUUUACUGAAAACAGUGCAGACAGACCACAAUGCCGUACAAAGGCAUCGGAGUACCAUUGUGGACUGCCUGAAAGACCUGGAUGUCUCCAUCAAAAGACGUGCGAUGGAGCUGAGCUUUGCCCUUGUCAAUGGCAACAACAUCAGAGGUAUGAUGAAGGAGCUUCUCUACUUCCUCGACUCCUGCGACCCAGAAUUCAAAGCUGACUGCGCGUCAGGAGUCUUCCUGGCUGCAGAGAAGUAUGCACCCUCCAAAAGAUGGCACAUAGACACCAUAAUGAGGGUGUUAACGACGGCAGGAAGUUAUGUUCGAGAUGACUCUGUCCCUAACCUCAUCCAGCUAAUCACCAACAGCGUGGAGAUGCACGCUUACACUGUGCAGAGACUUUACAAAGCCCUGCUGGAUGACAUCUCGCAGCAACCUCUGGUGCAGGUGGCCUCUUGGUGCAUAGGAGAAUAUGGAGAUCUACUGGUGUCAGGCCAGUGUGAGGAGGAGGAGCCUAUCCAGGUUACAGAAGAUGAAGUCUUGGAUGUUUUGGAAGGUCUGCUAGUCUCUAACUUGUCCACACCUGUAACCCGAGGAUAUUCACUGACUGCCAUCAUGAAGCUGUCCACUCGUUUCAGCAGUGUAAACCGAAUAAAGAAAGUGGUGUCGAUAUACGGCAGCAGCAUAGAUGUGGAGCUGCAGCAGAGAGCUGUGGAGUACAACGCACUUUUCAAGAAAUACGAUCACAUGAGGCCUGCCUUACUAGAGCGGAUGCCCAUCAUGGAGAAAACGGCCACCAACGGCCCUACAGAAAUUGUACAGACCAACGGAGAGACAGAGUCCUCUGACUCGAAACAUAUGCCCAGCAUUGCACAGCCAGCAAAUCAGGCAAAUGAUUUGUUAGACCUGCUUGGAGGGCACGACGUGGGCCCUGUGAUCCAAACAGCUCUGCCUACUAAACCUGCCUCAGCGGGCGGAGAACUGCUCGAUCUCCUGGGGGACCUCUCUCUUUCCGGUGGCCCCGCCCCUAGCCCCACCCCCUCUGUGACCAUCUCCCAGCCUCCUUUCCUCCUGGAUGGCCUCUCUUCACAGCCCCUUUUCAAUGACACUGCAGCAGGUAUUCCUCCAAUGACUGCGUACAACAAGAAUGGCCUGAAAAUCGAGUUCACAUUUGAGAGGUCCAACCCCAACCCCAACAUUUCAGUAAUUACCAUCCACGCCUCCAACACCACAGAGGCCGACAUGACGGACUUCGUGUUCCAAGCUGCAGUACCAAAGACGUUCCAGCUGCAGCUCCUUUCACCCAGUAGUAAUGUUGUCCCAGCACUCAACCAGGGAAACAUCACACAGGUCAUCAGGGUGCUUAACCCACAGAAGCAGCAGCUCCGAAUGCGGAUCAAGCUGACGUACACCUACAAGGGCGCGCCUGUUCAAGACUUGGCCGAGGUCAACAACUUCCCUCCACAGUCGUGGCAGUGAUUGUGCUGUUACUCUCCACCUUAAAGACCCCCACCAAGGGAACUAUGGGAAAGAUUGCCCUUCCCUGUCCCUGACUGAUCCCCCUGUGACAUCACUGCACAUCGCUGCCCUGGGGUUGCAUGGGAAGCAGUGGAAUUUUACACGCACGCACAUGUGCACACACACAGAAAAGAGUUGAUGGUAUGAAGACCAUGUGGAUGAUUACAGUGAUGAUGAUGAACCAUCACCUGAAAUGUCAGUGCAUAUUCAUUUUACUAACAGCGCCCCUCAGUCAUUUGGUCUAUUAGGUCUAUACCACAGUCUAUUUGUCUGUCAUUGGCUGCUUGCUUCUAAAUCUCACACACACACACACACACACACACACACACACACACACACACACACACACACACACACACACGCGCGCGCACAAAAUCAACCUACAAUCCCAGCCCCCCAUCUCUCUCUCUCUCUCUCUCUCUCUCUCUCUCUCUCUC